Messenger RNA from Platichthys flesus (European flounder), 4740 nucleotides. Its product is annotated as protein NYNRIN-like. Gene Ontology annotation, biological process: DNA integration. Gene Ontology annotation, molecular function: RNA-DNA hybrid ribonuclease activity; nucleic acid binding. NCBI's taxonomy places the organism in Eukaryota, Metazoa, Chordata, Actinopteri, Pleuronectiformes, Pleuronectidae. The record is from RefSeq and is a predicted model, not a curated record. The transcript has a single exon. The coding region runs from base 9 to 3653 and encodes 1214 amino acids.
CCACUUAUAUGCAUCCAGAAGACUUACACUGCAUUGCACACAUACACGAAGGGAAAGAUUCAGGAUUUGAGAAAAGAUGGUUUAGAGAAAGUUGUGUGAGAGAGAAGUUAACACUAAGUUGCAUGUUCUGGAAUGAACAUAGAUGUGCUGUUUCUGUAAUUUUAUCUAAACCAGAAUAUAAGUCACCCUCUCAGUUCCUUCACAGAUAUUCAGAGGUUGCUUCCCUUUAUGACGUUCCUGAUUCCCAUCCACAUGUCUCACUGUCAAAACACAAAAAUGAUGAAUGGCAAGACUUGGGACCGUGGAUAAAAAAAUGUGUCCAUGCUGACGUCUGGGAAAAGACAUCAGAUCCUUUGGUUCAGUAUAAUUCUGCUUUGAAAGUGUAUAGAAAACGAUUUACGUCUGUUGUUCACACAUUCAGAACUGUUCAACUGGUACCAGACACAUACACAGACACUCAGAAUGCACAUGCAUAUUUAUAUGACACAGACAACAUUUCAGAAACACACCCGGCUCUAAAAGAGGUCCCUAAGACACUUUGGGCUCAAGGCAAUCAUGAUGUGGGUUUAAUUCGAAACAUGAAACCUGUAGUCAUCAAACCAAAAUCCGACUACAGACCACAUCAAUCACAAUAUCCACUCAGACAGGAAGCCAUCGAUGGUAUUACGCCAGUUUUCAACUCUCUAUUGAAGGCAGGUGUAAUUGUUCCUUGCAAGGAUUCACCGGUGAGAACUCCGAUUUUUCCGGUCAAGAAAGUUCGCGAUGAAUCACAACCUGAUGAUUGGCGAUUUGUUCAAGAUUUGAAAGCUGUCAAUGCCGCAGUACAGCAGCGCGCUCCGUCGGUUCCAAAUCCUUAUACAAUCCUUUCCCAAGUUCCGCCGGCUAGUAAAUGGUUCUCUGUUGUUGAUCUGGCAAAUGCAUUUUUUAGCGUUCAAAUUGAUAAAGACAGUCAAUACUGGUUUGCAUUUGAGUUCAACAGAGAAAGUUAUACAUUCACACGCCUGUGUCAGGGCUACUGUGAAUCACCUACCAUUUACAACCAGGCACUAAAAGACAGCUUGAGCUCAUUAGAGAUAACACCAGGAAGUGCACUUUUGCAAUACGUUGACGAUUUAAUGAUUUGUGCACCAACUAAAGAACAAUGUGAAAAAGAUACUGUAGCUCUCUUAAAACAUUUAGAUGCACAAGGCCACAAAGCAAGCCUGAAAAAAUUGCAGUUUGUAAAAGAACAAGUUUCAUUUUUAGGGCAUGUGAUCACAGCAGAGGGCAAAUCCCUCUCCCCUAAGAGAGCAUUAGCAAUUCAAAAUAUUCCAAAACCUGUCACAAAGAAACAAGUGAUGUCAUUCCUGGGAAUGUGUUCUUAUUGUAGAUCAUUUAUUCCUAAUUAUGCUGUCCUCGAGGCGCCCCUUAGCGCAAUCGCACACGGGCAAGGCUUACAAGCAUAUAGCAAAGUGACAUGGACUGAUGACGCGGAGAAAGCUUUCACUGACUUGAAACUAACCUUACAAACGACUCCGACUUUAGGGCUACCCAACCCUGACCGACCUUUCACACAGGCUGUUGACGAAAAGGGGGGCUACAUGACUUCAGUUCUCCUCCAGGAACAUGGGGGCAAACAGAGACCUGUUGCAUUUUUCUCAGCAAAACUUGAUCCAGUUGCUGCAGGGCUGCCUACUUGUCUCAGAGCUGUAGCAGCGGCAGAGAAGGCUGUAAUGGCAUCCAGGGAUUUAGUGGGGUACUCCCCACUCACCCUGUUGGUACCACAUGCUGUGUCUAUGAUUUUGUUGGAACAAAAGACAUCUCAUUUGUCUGCUGCACGCUGGCUCCGUUAUCAUGCUAUUCUGUUGGAAAUGCCUAACAUCACUGUGAAAAGAUGUAAUGUUCUUAACCCAGCUACUCUUCUUCCAACAGAAGGAGAUGGUGAACAACAUAAUUGUGUAGUAACAAUAACCGAAGUUUGUUCCCCCAGACCAGAUUUACAGGAAACACCACUGCAGAAUCCAGACCUUGAACUGUUUGUGGAUGGAUCAGCGUCUCGCAAUUCAGACACAGGAGCAAAUCAAGUUGGUUUCUCUGUGGUAACAGCACAUGAUACAUUGAUUGCACGACCUCUCCCUGCUUCCCUGUCUGCACAGGCAGCAGAGCUCACUGCUCUCAUUGAAGCAUGCAAAUUGGCUAAGGGGAAAAGGGUUAACAUCUACACUGACAGUAGAUAUGCAUUUGGUGUAGUACAUGAUUUUGGCACGAUUUGGAAACACAGAGAAUUCCUUACAUCAUCAGGCAAACCAAUUGCGCAUCAUGCUCUAGUGUCUCAGAUGCUUGAUGCUGUCCUCCUCCCCAAACAGGUUGCUGUAUGUAAAUGUGAUGCUCACACUUCCAACAAUGACCCAGUAUCACAAGGAAAUGCCAGGGCAGAUGCAGCAGCGAAAGCAGCUGCUCGCCAGCCACUAUCUGCUUCACACAUCCUCUUACAGGUCGACCCCACCACCCCCACGGCUGACCUGCAAGACCUUCAACUUAGAGCAACAGCAGAUGAGCGAGGACUUUGGAAGAGAAGUGGUUGCACACACACACAUGGGGUGUGGGUGGGCCCUGAGGGGAAACCUUGUCUGCCAAAAUAUCUGUUUCCUCAUUAUGCAAAGUUAACGCAUGGGAAGGAUCAUGUUUCAAAAGGAUCAAUGAUGGCUGCUAUUUCACAACAUUGGUUCACUAAGGGGUUUUCUAGCUACGCUCAGAAGUUUUGUCAAGCAUGCAUGAUUUGUGCUACUAACAACAUUGGUAGAGGAAUGCAGGCCCCACAAGCUGCACAUCCUCCACCUGACAAACCAUUUGAUCAUCUACAGAUGGAUUUUAUUGAACUAACACCGAGUGAAGGGAAAAAAUAUUGCUUGGUUAUAGUUGAUAUGUUUUCUAAAUGGGUUGAAGUUUUCCCCACAUCGAAACAAGACACAGGUGCCGUAGUUAAAGCGUUGAUCACUGAACUUAUUCCUAGAUGGGGAAUCCCGAGUAAAAUCAGCAGUGACAACGGAACUCCUUUUGUUAGUGCUGCACUGAAACAAAUGAGUAAGUAUUUGGGCUUUGAUCUGAGAAAACAUUGUGCCUACCACCCAGCUAGUGCUGGAGCGGUGGAAAGAGAAAAUGGCACGCUAAAAAACAAAUUGGCAAAAUGCUGUGAGGAAACUGGAUUAUCGUGGCCUAAGGCUCUCCCACUCGUUCUCAUGCAAAUGAGAAUGAGGGUCAGACCAAAAUAUGGAUUGAGCCCAUUUGAGAUUCUGUUCGGACGCCCAGCGAACACGGGCAUUGGACCUGUUAAAAGACCAAUGCCCUCAACAUCUCUCUGUGAAGAUGAAAUGCUAUGUUAUUGUACAAAUCUCUCUUCUGCUUUAUCUGCCAUCCACAAACAGGUAAAAGACGCACUCCCUACCCCGGCAACUGGACCACUUCAUGACCUGAAGCCAGGCGACUGGGUUGUAGUAAAAGACCUAAGGCGGAAAAGUUGGCGACACAGACGCUGGACAGGACCGUACCAGAUCCUUUUAACGACCCACACGGCGGUGAAGGUUGCUGAGAGGACAACAUGGAUUCAUGCCAGUCACUGCAAGAGAGUCCCAGAACCAGAACAUCCACCUGCUGCACCCACAAUGAAUGAUUAAAGCAAAAGAUCAGUGAAGAGGGGGCAGUGCUGACCAGUACAGCUGUUUAUAAUAAGUUGCUUCGGAGAAUCACAUGAUACACACAACGCCGAGAAGACGACAAAUGGAACGCUGACCUCUUCAGUCAGCUGGGUCUGAGUGGCAGUAGUGGAACUGUUCUCUUAAUAAUGAUGACAGCGAUCUCCUGCUGACUGACUCUAGAUACGAAUUUCGUUUUUGGAACAUUCAAACCAAUCUCCCAGGACAGUUCGCUUUGUGGGUCUCAAGCAUCCUGUGUGAUAUGAUGAUUUGUUUUCCUUUGAAGCUACAGGAAGUGGUUGCUUGUUUGAACAUGCCACACUUCUAUUCGCACGUAUGUCUCCCCCACAUGGCACCUUUAUACUCACAGUUUGGUUACUUUAGCCUCCAUGAACCUUAUAGGGAAGGCCAACUGUGUCCCUAUUGUUUGUUCUGCCAGAUGAUUAGAAUUAGAUCUACAGUGACAACAAGAUAAGGUGUGUUUCCCCUCCCUGAGUGGUUUCCUCCCCAGAACCCUUUGAUAGUGAUGAAGAAUGUAAUGUUGUUGUGUUGUCUGUCUAAAUCUGCUUUUAUCACUCCUUCCUCCCAUUUAAAGAAGCAUAUUGCUGUGACAAUGGCAGUUUGCCUAACACUACAGUGAUGAUGAUGAUGCAUUUUGAAAUCCUGGUGAAUUGAUGUAUUUGAUGUUUUACUGUAGAUGUGCAUUCUAAUAUGUUGUCAUAAAAUGACAAAAAGGAGGGAAUUGUAGUAGAAAAAUUAACUAAGCAAGGUUGACAAACUAUUUUGUAUUUAGAUAGUAAGCAUUUGAAGCCUUGACAAGAGACUUUUAUGACUUGAGCUGUUUUAUGGUCGGGACUGUUAGUGUUGAAAUACGUUGAGACCAUUUGUUACUUAAUUACCCAUCAAAGGAAGGAGUGGAUGUCUUCUUAUCACCUAAGGAAACACAUGUGAAUCAGUUGCUAAUGUUUAGAUUCCUCUCCUUCCCCCACCCAUGUAUCCUUCCUGGAUUGGUUCAGAAGGACAGCCCUAAAUCCUCCUAUAUAAGAUCUGUGUUUUUGACUGUUCUUCA